GGAGGGAGGGAUGGACGGGAUGGUGGAGGGAUGGAUAGAGAGGCAGAUAACGGAUGGGCAGACGGAUGGAGGGGUGGACAGAUGGAUGAUGGAUGGAAUGAUGGAGGGAUGAACAAAUGGACAGAUGGUGGGUGGAAAGAAGGAUGGGUGAAUGGGAUGAUGGAGGAGUGGACAGACAAACAUUGGGUGGACAGAAGGAUGGAGGGAUGAUGGAGAGAUGGACGGACAGACGGAUAAUGGAUGGGAUGAUGGAUAGCGAAUGGAUGGCAUGAUGGAGGGAUGAAUAAUGAGUGGACAGAAGGAUGGAUGGAGGAUGGAUGGGAUGAUGGAGGAUUGGACAGACAAGUGUUGGACAGACAGAAGGAUGGAGGGAUAGGAUGAUGGAGGGAUGGACAGACAGAAGGACAGACAGAAGGGUGAAUGGAGAAUGGACGGGAUGAUGGAGGGGUGCACGGAUGAACAGAUGAUGGACGGACAGAAGGAUGAGAGCUGUGUGGAUGGCUGGAGGGGAUGGAUGAUGGAUGGACAGACGGAUGCCGACAGCUUUCUCCGGAGCCGUUUGUUCUGUUGCCAUGAGAACCGGUGCUGCUGCAGUGACGGCGCGGAGCGGAGCGGGGCUGAGCACCCCACCUUCAGCUCUGCCAUUCCACCUCUCCCCAAAUCCCCCAACCCAGCAGUGUCCCCCCACACCCCCCAGGCACAGCACUGCCGGGGGGUGAGCUCUGAUUGCACUGAGGUCAUCCCACACGUUGAGGUUUUGGCGAAGGAGAUGCGGAGAGCGGUGAGCUCAGCGGGGAAGGGAGCUUUGCCUGUCCCUGCACUGUGGGCCCGGCUCUGCCAAGCGGUGUUGGUUUGGUAUGGGGGCACCCCUGGACACCCCCCACCACCGUCCCCAUCCCACAGGUCCCCCCCCCACGCACGGCGUGCCGGAGCUCCAUGCGAUCCCGAUGGAUGCGAUCGCCAGCGGCCGCCUCAAGAGGAAGUUUGAGGAUGUGGACGUGGGAUCCCCGGCGUCCAACUCGGACGAUGAAAUCUCCAACAGCGACAGCGCCGACAGCUGCGACAGCGUCAACCCCUCCAGCUCCAGUGGCUUCAUCCCCACUUCCAUCCUGAAGAGGCAGAAGCAGCUGCGCAGGAAGAAUGUGCGCUUCGACCAGGUGACGGUGUACUACUUCGCCCGGCGCCAGGGCUUCACCAGCGUGCCCAGCCAGGGUGGCAGCUCGCUUGGCAUGGCCCCACGGCACAACUCGGUGCGCAGCUACACGCUGUGCGAGUUUGCACAGGAGCAGGAGGUGAACCACCGUGAGAUCCUGCGUGAGCACCUCAAGGAGGAGAAGCUGCACGCCAAGAAGAUGAAGCUCACCAAGAACGGCACGGUGGAGUCGGAGGAGGCGGAGGGGCUGACGCUGGAGGACAUCUCGGACGACGACAUCGACGUGGAGAACGUGGAGGUGGACGACUACUUCUUCCUGCAGCCCCUGCCCACCAAGCAGCGGCGGGCGCUGCUCCGCGCCUCCGGCGUGCACCGCAUCGACGCCGAGGAGAAGCAGGAGCUGCGCGCCAUCCGCCUCUCAAGGGAGGAGUGCGGCUGUGACUGCCGCCUGUACUGCGACCCCGAGGCCUGCGCCUGCAGCCAGGCGGGCAUCAAGUGCCAGGUGGACCGCAUGUCCUUCCCCUGCGGCUGCUCGCGGGACGGCUGCGGGAACAUGGCCGGCCGCAUCGAGUUCAACCCCAUCCGCGUGCGGACUCACUACCUCCACACCAUCAUGAAGCUGGAGCUGGAGAACAAGCGGCAAGGCGCGCGGCCCGGCGACGAGGAGCUGCAGGGCUCGGGCGCUGCGUGGCCCCCCGGCGCGCAGCCCCCCGAGACGCAGGACUUCCAGGAGUUCAUGGCCGAGAACGAGACGGCCGUCAUGCACCUGCAGACCGCCGAAGAGCUGGAGAGGCUGAAGGCCGAGGAAGACUCCAGCGGCGGCUCCGGCGUGGAGAGCGUCGGCGUCUGCAUCCUGGAGGAGCCGCUGGCCGUGCCGGAGGCGCUGUGCCCGGGGUUGGCAGCCCCCAUCCUCAUCCAAGCGCAGCUGCCGCCGGGGUCCUCCGUGCUGUGCUUCGCCGACGGCGCGGAGCAGCCCGCAGCCACGCAGCCCUACUUGAACGCUGCUCCGCUGCUGUACUACCAGGUGGAGCCGCGCUCCGUGCUGGGCCCCAAGGGCGAGAGCGGUGCUGAGGAGUGCCCAAAGGACACCGGGACCGUCCCCGCAGCCCCCACGGGGCCGUGCAGCCGGGCUGCCCCCGCCCCGAGCAAAGGGGAAGGGGCGAAAGGUGUGGGGCAGGAGGGUGCGCAGAGCUGCGCUGCAUCGCUCGGCCCCUCGGCACCCCGUGAGGCACCCGGCUCCGAGCAGCCCCCCCAGGGGGUGUGAGCCCCCACCCCGUUAUUUAUUGAGGAUAUUCCGCGGCACGGCGCUGCCCCAGCGGUAUUGAAUGGGGAGGGAGGGAGGGAAGGAGGAGCGGGGGCCGCUUGUACAGACGGUGGCACACAGAGCGCCGGGGGGACAGACGGACAGACACACGGACACGGAGCCCACGGGCCACGGUCCUGCCUUGGGCCCCAAGGGGACAGAUGGACAGACAGACAGACGCACGGACACGGAGCCCAUGGGCUGUGUCCCCAUAGAGCUGCUUGGGGCGCCCUGUGCUCAUCAGCGCCCGCUUCCCCCCGCUGCCCCCCCCCAGGGCUCCUCAUCCUUUUCGUCUCGGACACAAAAGAAGACUUCGGGGUUCGGUUUGGGGUUUUUUUUUGUUUGUUUGUUUUUUGGUAUUUUUUUCUUUUUUUUAAUUAUUAUUUUUUAACGUGCUGAAUGUUUACGGGGCCGCACCGCAGCCCAGCGCCUCCCCCACCGCCAUCACCGCCGCUCCGGUUGCACAAAGAGGGGUGAAGACGCGGACACCCCCGGACCCACCCCCCCAAAACCCCUUCGGUCGCCGCUUUCAACCCCAGGACACACAGCUGUCCGUCCGUCCGUCCAUCUCCAGGACUGCUGCCCUGCGGUCGCAGCGCUGGAGCUGUGGGCUCUGCCGCCCCCCCUCACCCCCCACAGCUGAGACCCCCCCCCAGAGACGGGACUGGGACCAACCACGCUCAGCACAGCAGCGCUUUCACCCUCGGGUUCGUUUCGCUUCCACGCUCUCCCUACUGAAGGGCUCCGACCCACCGUGCCCCAUCGAGGGGCUGCCCUGGGGUGGGGGCUGCACUGGGGCGGGGGCUGCCCGGUGCCCCCCAGCACUGCUCUGUCCCCCCACUUUGGCCCCACGGCCCAACCGGGACACGACGGCUGCGUUCCUACUGCAGUUGUGACCCUCAGAGCUCUGAUGGUUCCCCCCUUCCUCCCUCUGCUCUGUGCCCCCCCCGGGCACAGUGGGUGCUCUCUGCCCACCCCGUCCCACCGCCGGCGGUUUUCAUUUCUUAUUCCACUGUGAAUCCAAAGCUGUGUUGGGUCCUCCCCAUCUCUAUCUCUUUUUUUUUUUUUUUUUGGCCUUUUUACAGUUUUGUUUUGUUGGGUUUUUCUGUUUGUUUUGUUUUUCCCCCAUGGUGAGAAUGCUGUAUUUAAAAAGAGGAUAUUUAAAAGCGUAACAAUAAAAGGAAGGCUCUGA
Molecule: messenger RNA, 3648 nt
Organism: Gallus gallus (chicken)
Lineage: Eukaryota; Metazoa; Chordata; Aves; Galliformes; Phasianidae
Gene: CSRNP2
Product: cysteine and serine rich nuclear protein 2
Exons: 4
Coding region: 858-2417 (519 amino acids)
Biological process (GO): regulation of transcription by RNA polymerase II
Cellular component (GO): nucleus
Molecular function (GO): sequence-specific DNA binding; DNA-binding transcription factor activity, RNA polymerase II-specific
Source: RefSeq, a predicted model, not a curated record